GACUUUGCUGCGCUUUCGUUCGGACGACGAGCGCAUUCCUCUGCCUGGGGUCUAACUGCUCCACACAGUAUAUCGAGAACCGGGUGAUGUGAGACAAGCAGACGUAUGCUCUCUCCGCGACCGCGUUUCGAAGAGAAUCACGGAAAGUUUUGAGAGUGUGCACUGUGAGCGUAGAAGGAUUUUCAGCACUCCUCGCUCCCUGAGCCUCUCGCCGUGGAUAAAAAGAUCACAACUGCCGAGAGUAGCCUACAGUGUGUACGUCAACACAGUAUCAUAACGCCUGUUCAUCGCUCAAACCGGAACGCAGACACGUCACCCAAGCUGCCACCACCACCGCUACCACCCCACCUCCGCCAACCCCGGCCUCCUCCUCCUCCUCCUCAAUCCCUGGUCUUCACGAAACCCUAAACCAAGACCGACUCAGGAGACAAGAUCUGUUCGGGUGACGGCGGCGUCAUGAAGCCCCUCCUCCCUCUCCUGCUGCCCCUCCUCCUCCUCCCUGAUUGGACGCUCGCCAGCGACUGCCCAAAGGACUGCAUGUGCAGCUCCCCCAACGCCAUCUUCUGCUACCAGCGUCGCUCCCCGUCCGUGCCCAGAGGCCUGCCUGCCUCCACCACCAACCUCUACCUCUUCCAGAACGGCAUCGAGACCCUGGCCGCCGAGGACUUCACCGGGCUGGACAGCCUGGAGAUGCUGGACCUGAGUCAGAACAAGCUGACCGAGCUGCAGGACCGGGUCUUCGAGCCCCUGUCCGAGCUGCGCAACUUGGACCUGUCCAACAACCAGAUCGAGCACGUGUCCCAGGCCAGCUUCUCCGGGCUGGUCCUGCUGGAGCGCCUCUAUCUCUAUAGCAACCGCAUUCGGAGCAUCCACCCGGCGGCCUUCGAUGGGCUGAAGCAGCUGCUGGAGCUGAAGCUGCAGGGGAACCAGCUGACGUCGCUGCCCACCCUCCGGCUGCCCAAGCUCCUCCUCCUGGACCUCAGCUACAACGGCAUCCCUCCGCCCGGCCCCUCCGACUUCCACACGCCCAACCUGGAGUCGCUCAAGAUGGCCGGGCUGGGGCUCAGCGACCUGGACCAGGAGCUGAUGGGCGGCCUGGGGAACCUCCACGACCUGGACCUCUCCCAGAACCAGCUGCGGUCCGUGCCGGCGGCGCUGAGGGAAAUGAGGGGUCUGAUCCGGCUCGGGCUGGCCGGGAACCCCGUGGGCCAGCUGCGGCCGGAGGACCUGCGGAACCUGGAGGAGCUGCAGGAGCUGGACAUCAGCAACCUCAACCUGCAGGGCUUCCCCGAGGGCUUCGUCCGGCUGCUGCCCCGCCUCCAGCAGCUGACGGCGGCCGAGAACCCCUUCAACUGCCUGUGCUCGCUGGCCUGGUUCCCCGGCUGGCUGCGGCAGGCCAACGUGCAGCUGGGCCGCACCAAGGAGACGCGCUGUCACUUCCCGCCGCUCAACGCCGGCAAGGUGCUGGAGAAGCUGGAGCACAGGGACUUCGGCUGUCCCACCACCACCACUGUCACCACCAGCACGGCGGCCAACAGCACCCCUCGCCCCCCACUCAUCACCACAGCGCCCGGCACCACGCCGCCCCCCGUAGCCCCUCCACCUCCCAGCGACGCCCCCCCUGCGGAGACCGACAGUGACCCACCCCCCGCGGCCCCUGUCUCCCCCAGCAGCAGCAGCGCCGACCCCGACACCGAGACCAACUUCUGCCCCGCCAGCAUCUGCCUGAACGGGGGCACCUGCCAGCUGGACCGGCAGGGGGAGGUGGUGUGCACCUGCCCCCGCGGGACCUCCGGCCGCUACUGCCAGAACCAGGACGAGCCCCCGCCGCCGCCACCUCUGCCCCCAGAGGUCUCCACGGCGACGGUCGCCGCGGCGCCCGACAUCAGCUCCCGCCACGUCACCAGCACCUCCAUCCUGCUGGACCUGCACGGCUACAUCCGGACACGGCCGUACCUGCGGGGGAUCCGGCUCACCUACCGGAACCUGUCCGGGCCCGACCGGCGGCCCGUGCACCUGAGCGUCCCCGCCUCGUACCCGGAGUACACCCUGCGGGGGCUGCGCCCCAACUCCACCUAUUCUGUGUGCGCCAGUCCCCUGGGGGAGCCCGCCGAGCGGGACAGCUCGUGCACGGAGGCACGCACGGCCAGCGCUCAGCACACCGCCACCGAGGCGCAGGUAAAGGACCACCGGCUGACCAGCACACUGGCCCCCACGCUGGCCGUCGCCAUCCUGUUGGUGGCGGUGGCCGCCGUGGUGGGCGCAGUCUGCUACAUGCGCAGGAAAAGGGCCAAGGGCCACAUAGACUUGGGCUGCGACGACCCCCUGCCGCUGGAACUGGAGGGGGUCAAGGCCUGCCUGGACAAUGGGGCGCUGCCCCAAAAACAGCCCGAAUCGGGGCUGUCGCCUCCCCCCUCCGCCGUCCACAACAGCCUGGAGUACGAGGUCCCACUCAUGCAGACGCAGUGCACGGCCAACAACAACAUGGCCGCCGUGAAGCCGUCUUACUUCUGACCUCUGCCGCCCUGUCAUAGAGACCUCCCGCCACCAGGAGGAGCUCUGUCCCCCCACAGGUAGAGAGGACAGACGCUGAGACUCUGUGGUGGUGGGGGAGGGACAAAACAGCUGGCUGAGUUAACAGUUGAAAAACAGAGCAAACGCUUAGCUCGUUCAUGUGCAAUCAAAAUUUGCCUGAUGGAGAUUUUUUUUUCUAAAGGAUUUUUAUGAGGGCAACAGCCGAAGUGCCUUGGCUCACAUUUACACACGUUCUACUUACUGUUAUGAUGCAUUUUUUUUUGUUGUUGUUUCUGCAAUCGUAUUGCUGGACCGGCACAAGCACCAGCUCUCCACGGCGACCGGGGAGCACGAGGGACGGAGGCGGGGCAGGUGUAUCAGGCGCACCUGCGCAGCUAAAAAAACGGCACUCCGAACUUCCUGUCCGGGAGAAACUUGCACUGAUGGCUGGGCCUCGGCUGAUUGGCCUCCGGUGAUGGCUGAAAUAUUUAAGUCGCGUAAGAAACAUUUGCUCGGCAGCACUUCUGCGCUGACCCUGAGAAAGCCUUAGUUGCUGUGAAAAAUGCCGAUGUAAGCGAACAAAGCUUUGGACUUAGGCAGAGGGCAACCGAGGCCAGCUCUGGCAGAGCUUUGUUCAGCGCUAGCGCUAUGUGAAGGCUACAUUUUUGUGUUCAUAUAUUUUGUUCUGUAGCAUUUUUUUUAAGACGUGACGGUUACCAGCUCUCUCCUUCCCUUCCCCCCUUCUUUUUUUUUUUUUUAAACCAAAGGCAGACACAACACAAGGCUAAAAUCUUUGAAGAUUAAAAACUUUCUUGUAGCACCAAGUCAAUCAAAGACUUUACUCUUCAAGUGUUAGACUGUCUGAGUAGCAGUAAGACUGUGCAGACUUGAAACAAUCUCCGCCUCCAACACACACACACACACACACACACACACACACACUCUCUCACACACACACACAC
Molecule: messenger RNA, 3476 nt
Organism: Megalops cyprinoides (Indo-Pacific tarpon)
Lineage: Eukaryota; Metazoa; Chordata; Actinopteri; Elopiformes; Megalopidae
Gene: vasnb
Product: vasorin b
Biological process (GO): negative regulation of transforming growth factor beta receptor signaling pathway
Cellular component (GO): extracellular matrix; plasma membrane
Molecular function (GO): transforming growth factor beta binding
Source: RefSeq, a predicted model, not a curated record